GAAAGAGUGCUGGCAAAGCAUUUCUUACCCCAUGGAAAGCACUUUUAAGACUGUCAAACUUUGAAAGAGUAUUCAUUUCAGCAUUUUGAGUGCAAUUCAUAACUUUACUCUUUUAUUAAUCCACUUCAGCUUAACAUACAAAUAAGGAUACCUGGUUUUAUGACAAUCACAGAAGAACUCUGAAUCUGACAAAAGUCACAAAGAAAGUAUUCUCCAUAGUCAACACAGGAGCAGAUCUUCACCAGCUCAGUGAAAGCCAGAGACAUUUUUCCGUGCAAGAAUGAAGACUUUGCAGACUACCUUUUUCCUGUUCGCGUUUGUACCUUUGGUAAACUCAGCACCACCUAAACAGCAAGAAUCACUCCAGUUUUAUGACUAUGAUACAGAUGUUACCUUGGGAAGCCUGAUCCAACAAGAUUAUGAAAUGCAAUCCAAGGAUAUAAUAAAGGAUGGAACAAAUGUUUCUCUUGACACUUCUCUAAGACUGCAAGGGGAUGACAGUGAACGCAAUGCACCACCAACAAAGGACACAAAUUUACCUACUUGCCUGCUCUGUGUGUGUUUAAGCGGAUCGGUGUACUGCGAGGAAAUAGACAUCGAAGCUGUACCCCCACUGCCAAAGGAAACAGCGUAUCUUUAUGCACGAUUUAACAAAAUAAAAAGGAUAGCAGUCUCAGAUUUUGCUGACAUUACUACCUUGAGAAGAAUUGAUUUUAGUGGAAAUAGGAUAGAAGAAAUAGAAGAUGGAGCCUUUUCAAAGCUUCUGUUAUUGGAAGAACUUUCUCUUGCUGAAAAUCGACUUAUAAAACUUCCUGUUCUACCUCCCAAACUAACAACAUUUAACGCAAAUCAAAAUAGAAUCAAGAGCAGAGGAAUCAAAGCAAAUGCUUUCAAGAAGCUGACAAAUUUGGCCUACCUCUACUUAGGACAUAACGCACUGGAAUCUGUUCCCCUUAAUUUACCAGAAAGUCUGCGUAUUCUUCAUCUUCAGUACAACAACAUUACUACAAUCACCGAUGACACAUUCUGCAAAUCUAAUAACACCCGUUACAUCCGCUCAAGUAUGGAUGAGAUAAGGAUGGAAGGCAAUCCGAUCCUCUUGGCAAAGCACGUCAAUGCUUUUUCCUGCUUGAGAACACUGCCUGUAGGAACAUACUACUAGCCACUACUCAUGCAAUUAUAUGUGCCAAAACUUAAGCAUGGUAACAAAAGAUCAUUCUUUUUCCUCUGUUUACACAUUUAAUAUCCUCUCCUUUACUAAUGCCAUUUUCCCUGCAUAUCCAGAACAUUUUACUACGUUGUAAUGUGGUUCUCCUCCAAAAUAACUAUUUCAAAACAGCCACUUCAUUUAGUAGUUACAGUGUCACCCUUGCUUUCAGAAUCUUUUCUGUUAAUGGAAGUGUAAAAAUACAUAUAUGCACACACGUAUCUUCUCAAGUUUUAUUUCGCCACCACAUAUUUUUUACCACUAGGUAAAAUCACAGAAGCAACUGCUUGUUCCCAUUCUUUACCAGUACUCAGACAAAUAACUAUAUUUUACUUUCAGAUAAAUGCAAAAUAUUCUUAGAGCAAGCUACAGAGGAAAAAAUACAUCUUGAUUCCAAUCCCACUUUUUUAGUCUGAAAUGAAACUUUUUCAAUUGACCUUCAAAAGCAUAUUGGAUGAAGUUGCAUACAAAAGAAAGUCAUGUUUAGAAACAGAAGCUCUCAAAUAUUAAUUUCAUUAAAGCUUCCUUAAAACUCGGCUUGGGGCAAAUGAGAAUAAUUCCUAUUCAGGCUUAGUGUACCAAGCAACAUAGCAAGUGGAACUUUUCAAAGAUGUGUUAAAUCUCCUACUAUUUUGCUUUCAAAACAAUCUAAGUGUGUGUGUGCAUUUUACACACAGUAUUUUUAAUGGAAAUAUAUAAAUUUUGCUCAGCUGUACUCACAAGAGUCAUUUUUACAACACAAUCUUCCCAUUUUAAUACAAUGGUCAAAGUACAGCAUAGCAUGACUCCAAGUAUCUUUGUUAUUAACUGAUGAUGUAGACCAAGCCUUGUUCCACUUUUUUUUUUGACAAGGAUAUGUGACAAUACAAUUAAUAGCAAAUCUGAAUUAGUGUUUUUGCCUGUAAAUAAGUAAGAUUCCAGCUAGAUGUCAGUGCAAAGAAACAGGAUUACCCUUGUGCAAUAAUACUUUAGCUCAUUAGGGGAAAAAAAAAAAAUCAAAUCAGAUCUUUAAAUUAAAAAUUUAAUUAAAAAUGAUUCCAUCAUUAAUUUAAAAAUAGUGUUAACUUCAAGUAUCAUUUCACUCAACUACUUUAAACCAUUCAAUGUAUUAAAAAUACAAAUCAAUGUGUACAGGCCUCAAAAGUCAGUUCACGUAAAACUAGACAUAAUUGAUAGAAGACACAAUGAUUUGAAUUACACAACUGUACAUUUCUGACAUUCAUUUUUAGUUUCUCCCCUCAAAUACCUACCACAGGUCUAGACUCUUCAGAUAAAUGUACUUUGUUCUAAUUUUGAAGCUAGUAUAGAUUCCUAAUUUGUAGAAAUAGUUAAGCAUCAAAUGCAUGAUGAUGUAGUGAUACAUCUAGCAUACUGAUUUUACAGGAUAUUUUGUAUUAGUUUUGUUUAUCUUAUUUAGCUAAGCCUUGAUUUAUUAGUGCUUGUGCUAUGGGGAAUUAAGAGCACACUUAAUUCUGACCAUACUGAUACUCUGCCACUAAGAUUGUUGAGAUCUAAGUAAUUUUCAAUUGCUUUUUAAGUAACUACAUCAAGUAUCAAAAGUGGGCUCAUCUUUCUGGAAAGAGGCUGCAAUUAUGAAGUUCAGGACAAAAAUAUUUUUGCCCUGAACCCAAAGAAAGACACAGCAAUCCCCAAAAUCUUCCACUUUAAGUUAUUUGGUAUAACAAGAAAGAAAUUCCAUUGUCUUAGUACAAUUGAGAACAAAACCAAAGUCCAACAGUGAGAAUAAUAUUGGCUUUUCAUUUUCCCAUGUAAGUCAUAAAACUUUGACGUUUCCAGACUUUUAGCAAAAGGUAAAAAAAAAAACAAAAAACAAACCAAACCCAAAGCAUGUAGAAAUACAUUCCCACUUCAAGCCAAAUUCAUACUAGGAAAAAAAUCAAAGCCAUCCGUUCUCUCAUCCCUCUUUUGAUAAACGCCUAAGAUGGAGAAAACAGCUAGAAGCAUAAGUGUAAUAAUGUUAUAGAAGCAGUGGCCACUGAUCUUAUUCUCAUCACAAAUCAUCAUUACUAAAUAAAGCUCUUUCCAGCAUUGAUAGAAUCAGCAAAUAUCACCAGAACUCUUCCUAUGAAAACAAUUAUAUGUGUAUACACAAAUACAAGCACAUUUAUAUAAACACAUGUAAACAUUCUAAGACCUAACCAUUAUCACCAUUAUCAUCAUUAUUACUUUUACAUGAAAAUGUUGUACAUAUUUUUGAAAAAGUAGUAAAUAUCAAUAGUAAUACUAAUUAACGCUCUUAAUAUUUUGUGAGCAAACCCAAGUAGACAACUGGUACCUUCUGAAUAACUUACUGCUGCACGAGGCAUCUCAUAUGUUUUAAUUUGCUUUCCUGAUUCAUAGCAAGUUAACUCAUCAAAAUAUUAAAUAAAAAGGGCUUCAGUAUGCAGGAUUUUUUGCCUUCUAUUUGUGUGCCCAGUACUAACAUCAAGCUGAAUGUACACCAUUCUAUUUUUUCCUACCACUCAUUCCUGUUCUGUAUUUCCAAUAAAACUUGAAUAUUUUUUUCUUGUUUAUCAAUAUCAGCUUCAAUGUGCUCUUCCAGCAAUGCCAACAUGCUUCAGUUGUUCAGCAUCAUAACAGAUUAAAGGUGUGUCCAGAAAAGAAAA
Molecule: messenger RNA, 3834 nt
Organism: Calidris pugnax (ruff)
Lineage: Eukaryota; Metazoa; Chordata; Aves; Charadriiformes; Scolopacidae
Gene: OGN
Product: osteoglycin
Exons: 7
Coding region: 281-1162 (293 amino acids)
Molecular function (GO): protein binding
Source: RefSeq, a predicted model, not a curated record